Adineta steineri is the source of this 444-nucleotide messenger RNA. NCBI's taxonomy places the organism in Eukaryota, Metazoa, Rotifera, Eurotatoria, Adinetida, Adinetidae. The record is from the annotation of a GenBank genome assembly.
AUGACAUCAGUUAAUCUUGUUAAUUUAUCUCAUAGCGAAAUAACACAUAUAAAUUCAUAUGCAUUUCAAGAUUGUGAACAUAUCGGUGAAAUUGAUUUAUCAUCAUCAUUAAUAUCAAAUAUUGAUUCUCAUGCAUUUGAUCAACUAUAUAAUGUUUCAUUAUUAAAUUUAAAAGGAAAUUUAAUACGUUUAUUUGAAAAAACAAUUUUUCAACAAUUAGCACAUACAAUAAAACAAAUUAAUCUUGAUAAUAAUCCAAUACGAUGUGAUUGUACACUUGAAUGGUAUUUAGAAGAACGUUCAAAUCGAUAUAAAUUACCUGAUGUAUGCACAGGUCCAAUUGGAUAUGAAUGUUUAAGUCCAAAUGAAUUACAAAAAUCUCAAUUAAUAUGUUAUCAAACAGAAAAAAAUGAUAAUCAAAGCAAAGAAAUAAAUUUUUUGUGA